Mercenaria mercenaria is the source of this 835-nucleotide messenger RNA. RefSeq names its product nascent polypeptide-associated complex subunit alpha-like. Gene Ontology annotation, cellular component: nascent polypeptide-associated complex; cytoplasm. The record is from RefSeq and is a predicted model, not a curated record. Gene Ontology annotation, biological process: protein targeting to membrane. Lineage: Eukaryota; Metazoa; Mollusca; Bivalvia; Venerida; Veneridae. The coding region runs from base 91 to 720 and encodes 209 amino acids. The transcript has 7 exons.
GAGUUUAUACGCACCUGCCGGAAAUGAAACGGCGGAAGUUUCCUUUUCAGACAUUGCUGUACGGAGGAGAUACUCUCUUGCGGAAUCAUAAUGCCUACUGAAGCUGUUGAGAAGCCUGUGGUUGAGGAUGUAAAGGGAGACGACUCUGGAUCAGGCACCGAAUCUGAGAGUGAUGACUCCAUGCCAGAGCUUGAAGAUCAGGAUGUAGCUCAACAAAGUCGAGUUGCUGAGGCUGCUGGUAUUCAGGAAGAACUGGUCAGCAAAGCUAAACAAAGCAGGAGUGAAAAGAAGGCUAGAAAAGCAAUGUCAAAACUUGGUUUAAAACAGGUAACUGGUGUAACCAGGGUGACAAUCAGGAAGUCAAAGAAUAUCUUAUUUGUGAUUGGACAUCCAGAUGUUUACAAAAGUCCAGCAUCAGAUACAUACAUUGUAUUUGGAGAAGCUAAGAUUGAAGAUCUGAGUCAGCAGGCACAGAUGGCAGCAGCUAAAGACUUCCAGAGACAGGAGCAUCCAGCUGGUCUCGGAGAUCUACCCAGCACUGUAUCACAGCCAAUACAGGAAGAAUCUGAGGAAGAAGACGAGGUUGAUGAUUCUGGGGUUGAGGCCAAGGACAUUGAACUUGUCAUGUCACAAGCAAAUGUGUCACGGAAUAAAGCUGUUAAAGCUCUCAAAAAUAACGGUAACGAUAUCGUUAAUGCUAUAAUGGAGUUGACGAUGUAACCCAAUGCUCUCUCCUGUAUGUGUGUGUGUGUGUCCAUGUCUGUUCUUCGAUUGUCAUAUUUUGUACUUUUGCCGUUAUGAGCAAAUAGAAAAUAAAAUCCUAUUUAAAACAUUA